AUGGAUGCGGGUGGCUCAGAAUUGUGCUUCAAGGCGGUCAGAUGCGAGGAUGGUGGAGGCGGCGCAGCGACAGGCACGGGCGGGCGGGCGGCGUCGCUGCGGCUCGCGAACGGGCGCGUCGCGGCCCAGUCGGCGGAGCAGCUGCCGCACUCGCCCGCGGACUGCGCCUCCGUGCGGAUCUCCAUCGACAACACGAACACCUGCUGCACCGACUCUCUCGUCACCGCGCUCGACGAUGAGACCCUACUUCUAGGAACAACUGUGGAGCCAUUAACAUUGACCAUGGUCGCGGGGCGCGUUCAGCGGAGAAGCGAGACGCGCAUGGCUCGCCUCCAGCCGGCGACAAACGCUCCCACUGAACAGUCUCAAACUGCCCAGCCGCGCGCGCUGACAUACUGCGGGCCCGUAAGCUCGAGC
This is a messenger RNA of Iphiclides podalirius (scarce swallowtail), 417 nucleotides long. NCBI's taxonomy places the organism in Eukaryota, Metazoa, Arthropoda, Insecta, Lepidoptera, Papilionidae. The record is from the annotation of a GenBank genome assembly.